This is a messenger RNA of Manihot esculenta (cassava), 1880 nucleotides long. RefSeq names its product glucan endo-1,3-beta-glucosidase 11. The transcript has 3 exons. Gene Ontology annotation, biological process: carbohydrate metabolic process. The record is from RefSeq and is a predicted model, not a curated record. The coding region runs from base 249 to 1499 and encodes 416 amino acids. Gene Ontology annotation, molecular function: hydrolase activity, hydrolyzing O-glycosyl compounds. Lineage: Eukaryota; Viridiplantae; Streptophyta; Magnoliopsida; Malpighiales; Euphorbiaceae. Gene Ontology annotation, cellular component: plasma membrane.
CCACAAAUAAAUAAGAAAAGGGAAUAAAUUCUCCAUUAAAACUCUCUAAAACAGUAUUAUCAACAGUCAAGCCUUUGAACGCCGCCCCAGCCUCAGCCUUAGCCCAUCUCCCACUUCGCUUAUCCUCUUUCAACUCUCACCCAUCCCAUUGCUUUCAAAGUUUGCGUGUGACAUUGACCAACGCUGCUACUUACAUUACACUCUCUACUGAUCAUACAACAAAGUUUCAAACUUUCUCUCCUCAAACCAUGGAGUUUGAUUAUACUAGAUUUUUAUAUUACUGGGCUUCACUGAUCCUUUCAAUUUCAGGUGUUUUGUCUCCUACAAUGGUGGAUUCAAUUGGGAUCAACUACGGCCAGAUAGCUAAUAAUCUUCCCUCACCGGAUAAUGUAGUACCUCUGGUUAAAGCCAUAGGUGCCACUAAAGUAAAGCUGUAUGACGCGGAUCCAAGGGUGCUUCGAGCAUUUGCUAACACGGGCGUGGAAUUCGUUGUAGGACUUGGAAACGAGUAUCUUUCAAAGAUGAGAGAUCCAGAAAAUGCUCGAGCCUGGGUCCAAUCAAACGUUCAACCCCACUUGCCGGCGACCAAGGUUACCUGCAUUACAGUGGGGAACGAAGUGUUAACUUUCAAUGAUACCUCUCUCACCGAUCACCUUCUUCCUGCAAUGCAAAGUGUCCAUACUGCCCUUGUGAAUCUUGGCCUGGACAAGCAGGUCACUGUCACUACUCCUCACUCUCUAGCCAUUCUCGAGACCUCUUAUCCUCCGUCUGCUGGAGCUUUCCGGCGAGAUCUGGUCCGAUGCAUCACUCCUAUAUUGAAUUUCCACGCUAAGACUGGCUCUCCUUUCUUGAUCAACGCCUACCCUUACUUCGCAUACAAAGGGAAUCCGAAGCAAGUGAGUUUAGAUUUCGUUCUCUUCCAGCCCAACCAAGGCAUUGUAGAUCCAGCCUCCAAUCUCCACUACGACAACAUGCUGUUCGCUCAGAUUGAUGCCGUUUCCUCUGCUUUAUCAUCCUUAGGGUACAAGAAGUUACCGAUUCACAUAUCGGAAACCGGCUGGCCUUCCAAAGGAGACACCGACGAAGCUGGGGCUACUCCAGAAAAUGCGAAGAAGUACAAUGGAAAUCUGAUGAAGCUAAUUUGUCAAAAGAAGGGGACUCCAAUGAGGCCAAACACGGACUUGAACAUCUAUGUAUUCGCUUUAUUUAACGAGAACAUGAAGCCUGGACCUACAUCUGAGAGGAACUACGGUCUAUUUAAGCCCGACGGAACGCCGGCGUAUUCAUUGGGAAUCUCCUCAACCGACGCCGUGAGUACUAACACAAGUUCAAGCAGAGGCAGUGUCAAUGCCGGAACUCCACCGACGGGGCCGGAGAGCUCUUCAACUGGUUACUUGUCUAUUUCUGGUGCAACGGGAGCGCAUGAGACCGUCAUUGGCCAUCUUUUUAUUGCGUCGGCAUUGUUGGUGAUCCGCUGGGCCUUAAGAGUUCCGUUUUGAACAGUGCCUUUGCAACGGCACCAACGAAAGGGAAUCAAAGGAAGAGUGAUUGUGAAAGGAAAGCGAAAGAGAACAAGAAGCAGACGAAGGGAAAGGUAAAUUUAUAUUCCUUUACUUGUACGCUACAAAGUGCAAAGCAUUCAAAUUAUCUUUUGCUUAGUUGACUCCUGGCAGGAAAGCGCCACCUUGUUAGGCAUAAAUUCCCAACAACCAUUAAAUCCUCUUCGUUGGGCCACUUGUUACCCACUUUUGUUGAUAAUUGUUGUAUUUAAGUGGGGGCCAGCAUUUGGAUAGUUUCAUUUAUAAAAGUAAAAACUGGAGCAAUUAGCGUUACCUUUUGAUCUGUAGUUGACAAUAAACUAUGACCUUUUUCUUUUUUCC